Molecule: messenger RNA, 1476 nt
Organism: Penicillium vulpinum
Lineage: Eukaryota; Fungi; Ascomycota; Eurotiomycetes; Eurotiales; Aspergillaceae
Exons: 8
Coding region: 1-1476 (491 amino acids)
Biological process (GO): transmembrane transport
Cellular component (GO): membrane
Molecular function (GO): transmembrane transporter activity
Source: RefSeq, a predicted model, not a curated record
AUGGCAUCGAUUUCGGCCACCCCUCCGGAGGAUGAAUCUAUGAAGAAAGAGAACUUGGAAUUUAUCCACCUUGAGGAACAAGAGCCGGCACACCAGAAACCAGGCAAUGAAUCCCCUGUGUAUGGUAUUGACGAGGCACAUCAAAAAGGAGUGAUUCGACGCGUUGAUCUUCGCCUCCUCCCAAUUCUCGGAAUAAUGUAUUCCAUAUCCCUUAUUGAUAGGACCAAUCUUGGUCUUGCAUUUGUAGCAGGGAUGGAGGAAGAUCUUGGACUCAACAUCGGCAAUAGGUAUACGAUAAUUGUUAUGGUAUUUUUCGUGGCAUACAUUAUAUUCGAGAUACCUAGCAAUCUCGUCCUUCCUCGGGCCGGUGCAGCAAACUGGCUAGGAUUUCUUGGAUUUAGCUUUGGGGUGAUCUUGAUCGGCAUGGGUUUCGCCAAAAGUUGGACUACAAUGAUAGCUUGCCGAGUCCUGUUAGGUGUAAUGGAAGCCGGGUUUCUUCCAGGUUGCACCUAUCUAAUUACUUGCUGGUACACGCGAUUUGAGGUGGGCAAGAGACUGGCCGCUUUCUGGCUGGUUUCCGUUGUACUGAAUGCUUUCGCUGCAAUCUUUGCCUAUGCUUUGACACUGCUAGACGGAACUCAUGGGCUGAACGGAUGGCGCUGGAUUUUCAUCAUCGAGGGUGCCAUUACCAGUAGCGUUUGUUUGAUUGGCUGGUUCAUCAUAAUAGAUUUUCCAACUCAGGCAGAUACGUUUCUCGAGCCGGAGGAAAAGGAAUUUAUCAUCGCUCGCAUCAACAACGACAGUGGAGAUGCGGAACAGGAUCCAAUUACAAUGGAACGGGUUCUUCAUCAUCUUAAGGACUGGAAGUUGUAUUUUUGGGCAUUUAAUCUCAUGGCCUCCACCCUGCCCGGUUAUGCGUACAGCUACUUCCAAACAGUCAUCCUUACGGGCAUGGGGUUCAGCAGCACGCAGAGUCAGCUUCUCAGUGCCCCUCCCUACAUUCUGGCUGCAGUCUUUACAUAUUUCGGCGGCUGGCUCACUGAUAGAUAUCAAAUCCGCGGGCCGGUGAUUGCUGUCCAUCAACUUCUGACAGCAGUAGGGAUGUUGAUCACAGCCUAUGGUGGCGUAAGUGGGGUAAGAUACUUUGGGAUAUUCAUAGGAGUGGGAUUCCUGCAGUUUUGUAUCCCCGGUGUACUCGCAUUCCAAGCGAACAACAUUACUUCCCACUCGAAGCGCGGAGUCGCAUCGGCAACCUGUCUCAUUGGCGGGGGCCUUGGCGGUAUCAUUGCAAGCGUUGCGUUCAAGUCUGAUGAAAGUCCGCAUUAUACUACGGGCAUUUGGGUGACAUUCGGUAUUGCAAUGGUUAGCAUAUGCCUAAUCCUAAUUAUGGACAUUUACUUGUGGAGAAGAAACAAAAAAGCCCGGGAGACAAAUAUCCAGAUUGAGGGCAUGAUAGGAUGGUACUAUACUCUUUGA